Molecule: messenger RNA, 414 nt
Organism: Penicillium malachiteum
Lineage: Eukaryota; Fungi; Ascomycota; Eurotiomycetes; Eurotiales; Aspergillaceae
Product: Collagen alpha-5(VI) chain
Exons: 2
Coding region: 1-414 (137 amino acids)
Source: RefSeq, a predicted model, not a curated record
AUGUCGGGUAUACUACACAAAGCCGAAAACGCCAUUCUCGGCCAUCAGCAAGAAAGAGUCGAAAACCAACUUGAAGACUCAGGUAAAUCUUGCAUUCAUCAACCUCAUGGAUCAAAGCUAGCCAAUAAGAUUGAUCCUCGAAUACACGAUCACAACAAUGGCCAUCAAGACUUUGAUUUCGAUUCAGAACCAUCAGGCUCAAUGAGAACUAGUAUUCGUGAUCGUACGAAGACUGGUGACAAUAGUCAGAAGCCUUAUACCGAGGAUAACAUGGUGGACGAGAGUAAGGGGCCAUAUAAUACGAAUGUCGCCGACGAAUUUGAGCAGCGCGUUAUUUCCGAAGACCAAGGCCGUCCGUUAGAAGAUGUCAAAAUAGCCAGACCUACCAAGCAGGACAGAUUGGUUGGAGCAUGA